Molecule: messenger RNA, 461 nt
Organism: Arabidopsis thaliana (thale cress)
Lineage: Eukaryota; Viridiplantae; Streptophyta; Magnoliopsida; Brassicales; Brassicaceae
Product: S locus-related glycoprotein 1 (SLR1) binding pollen coat protein family
Exons: 2
Coding region: 57-320 (87 amino acids)
Cellular component (GO): extracellular region
Source: RefSeq, marked reviewed
UUUCUAAACUCACAAUCAUUUUUUGAAAAAACAAUCAAUUGAUUUCUAUCAUCGAAAUGAAAAAAACAUUCUCAUUUACAGUUCUAAUUCUUUUUGUCAUUCCUCUGCUAGUAACAGGAUUGAUGGAUAGUAUGCCACAAAGACACCCGGUAGAAGGUUGGUGCAAAAGGCCUCUACCUAACCAAAAACCAGGACCAUGUAAUAACGACCGUUGUUCGGCUAGGUGUAAGGAGCAGAAGCAAUUUGAGUUUAAAGGGGGCAAGGCAAUGGGUAUUUGCUCUAGUGAAAAUAGAUGUCUUUGCACUUUUCGUUGCCGAUAAUUUUGAUGCAUUUAUUUAUUUUAAAAUAAUAAUCAUUUGUUUUUCUCCUUUUCUGACAUCCAAAAAUCAUUUCAUAUUCCGUAUUAUAUAAUAUGUCUUAUUAAAAUCAAACAAAUAUUUGUCAUUUCUAUUAGUGUUAUU